CUACAGAAAUGUCAUGCAGUUGCUACAUCAUUGCUAGUAGAUACUUGAAACUGAACCAUGUGCUUCGUAAAAUGCUUCUUCCACUCCUCGGGCAUUGCGUUAUGUGGAAAGUUGUUUUAUUUGAUGCUCAUUUUGCUUGCAGGGAGCCUUGCCUCCAGGGAAAAGAAGUGGAACAACCGUGCGGCAGCACAUGGUUCCGCUUCAACCCAAGACAGUGAGAGCGAGGACAGGGAUGACCAGGCCAAGGUCAUAUUAGAACUGCAGGCCACUGUAGAGCGGCUGGAAACUGAGCUGCGGCAAACAAAAGCACAGCUUCAGCAAGCUCAGGACUGCCUUGAUUCCUCAAGGAUGGUGCAAACAUUGAAGCACAUUCUUGACCAGACAAUUGGUGCCAGUGGUGCCAUUGGUGGCAGUAGUGUUGAGCCUGGCACAGUCGUGUCAGCACCAAAAGUGGACCUCGGGGAAGGCAUUCUACUGGAUGAGUCUACCCUGACAAGAUUGCGGCGAGAUGCCAAGAACUCGGGGUCAAGAUUUGCCCGGGGUCUGCUCAAAGUUCUCUUCAGCUCGGAAGAGUUGGAGAACAAGUCUCUUUUUGGGCGGCGUUCAAACGCCCACAAGGGUGCCGCCCAAAAAGAGGCCUUGGAUCCGAGACAAGUGAAUGCCAUCCUGAGCUACACAGCAAGGCAUUUUGAUGCCACAGCAGGCGAAAUAAAAAACACGUUGUCAUCCAUGCUUGCGCGUGGAUAUUGAAAUAUUUUUAAUAAAUGCUAGUUUUCAAAAA
Molecule: messenger RNA, 781 nt
Organism: Dermacentor andersoni
Lineage: Eukaryota; Metazoa; Arthropoda; Arachnida; Ixodida; Ixodidae
Source: RefSeq, a predicted model, not a curated record